Messenger RNA from Mangifera indica (mango), 1254 nucleotides. RefSeq names its product NAC domain-containing protein 37-like. Gene Ontology annotation, biological process: regulation of DNA-templated transcription. The transcript is spliced from 4 exons. Gene Ontology annotation, molecular function: DNA binding. The record is from RefSeq and is a predicted model, not a curated record. Lineage: Eukaryota; Viridiplantae; Streptophyta; Magnoliopsida; Sapindales; Anacardiaceae. Bases 113 to 1042 code for a protein of 309 amino acids.
ACUUGUUAAUGGCGUUUUCUUCUCUAGUCACUACUACUUUGUUAUCUUUGUUUUCUUCUUCUUCAUUGCUUCUGUCUCUAGCCACUUCCUACUGCUUCCAGCUUCAAUAUCUAUGAUGGAGUCAAUGGAGUCAUAUGUCCCACCAGGAUUCCGUUUCCAUCCGACGGAUGAGGAGCUUGUUGGGUAUUAUCUUAGAAAGAAGGUUGCAUCCCAGAAGAUCGAUCUUGAUGUUAUCAGAGAUAUCGAUCUCUACAGAAUAGAACCAUGGGAUCUCCAAGAGAGAUGCCGGAUCGGGUAUGAAGAGCAGAAUGAGUGGUACUUCUUCAGUCACAAGGAUAAAAAGUACCCUACGGGGACAAGGACUAACAGAGCUACCUUGGCUGGAUUCUGGAAGGCAACGGGACGUGAUAAGGCUGUCUAUGAUAAAUCAAAACUCAUUGGACUGAGGAAAACCCUUGUAUUCUACAAAGGAAGGGCCCCCAAUGGGCAGAAAACUGAUUGGAUAAUGCAUGAAUACCGGCUUGAAUCUGAUGAGAAUGGCCCUCCACAGGAAGAAGGAUGGGUUGUUUGUCGAGCAUUCAAGAAACGAACCAAUGGCCAAACCAAGAGCGUUGAAGGGUGGGACUCAAGCUACUUCUAUGAUGAACCAAGUGGGGUCAGCUCAGUGGUUGAUCCAAUUGAAUAUAUCUCAAGACAACCCCCGAGCUUGCUAGCUCAGAAUUUCAUGUGCAAGCAAGAGCUAGAAGGGGACAACUUGAGUUUCAUGCAGUCUGAUCAAUAUUUACAGCUUCCUCAGCUGGAGAGCCCAUCUCUGCCGAUAUUAAAGAGGCCAAGCUCAAUUUCCUUAACGUCAGAGAAUAACAAAGAAGAAGAGCACAACAAAGGGAACAUCAACUUUAAUAAGAAAGUGACUGAUUGGAGGGCAUUGGACAAGUUUGUUGCAUCACAACUAAGUCAAGAUCAAGACCGCUGUGAAGGUGAUUCAAGCUUCGAAGCAGAAAAAAACUCGGACAUGGCGUUGCUGUUAUUGCAAGAGUGGUAGAAGGGAGGGGAACAAGUGAAGGGAUUCUUUUGAUUGUGGCUGCUGAAGCCUUGAUGAUGGAAUAUGCGUAAUAUUUGACUAAUGAAGGGCGGGGGAUGAAGAGGUUUAUAUUGGCUCUGUAUUAUAAAUGUUUGAAGAUCCUAUAUUUUGAAAAAUUAUGGUGGUGAAUGAGUAAGAAAAAAACUGUCUUUCUCUCUUUCUCUCCCUCGAAA